AUGCUGAGGUUUGUCGUGCUGACCUGUGUGCUGUGCAUGGGAGGACACGCUGCGGCUGGACAGAGAGAUGGAGAAAUUAUCAGUCAGAUUAAAAUGACGAACCUGGCGCUGGCUGAGAUUAAAGAGCUUUUGAAACAACAGAUUAAAGAAAUCGUAUUCCUGAAGAACACUGUGAUGGAGUGUGAGGCCUGUGGGAUGGGAGGAAUGCAGCCUCGUCCCUCCUGCAUUCCCAAUCCCUGCCACCCAGGGGUGAAGUGCAUGGAGACACCUCAGGGUAUAAAGUGUGGACCCUGUCCUGAUGGCAUGGAGGGGAACGGUACACACUGCACUGAUGUAGACGAGUGCAUGGUGAUGCCUUGCCACAUGGGCGUACGCUGCAUCAACACCUCCCCUGGUUUCCGUUGUGGUUCCUGUCCUGCUGGAUACACCGGCCCCCAGGUCCAGGGUGUCGGGCUUGCCAACGCCAAAGCCAACAAACAGGUGUGCAAAGAUAUCAAUGAGUGUGAAGGCCCCAACGAUGGAGGCUGUGUGGCUAACUCUGUCUGUAUGAACACACCUGGAUCGUUCAGGUGUGGUCCAUGUAAGACAGGCUACGUUGGGGAUCAGAGGCGUGGCUGUAAGCCUGAGAGAGCUUGUGGAAAUGGCCAACCCAACCCCUGUCAUGCCAGCGCUGAGUGCAUCGUCCAUCGAGAGGGUACAAUCGAGUGUCAGUGUGGAGUUGGAUGGGCAGGCAAUGGCUACCUCUGCGGGCUUGACAUUGACAUUGAUGGUGUCCCUGAUGAGAAACUAGACUGCCCCGAGAGAAACUGCAACAAGGAUAAUUGUCUCACAGUGCCUAACUCUGGUCAAGAAGAUGCUGACGGAGAUGGAAUUGGAGACGCCUGCGAUGAGGAUGCAGAUGGGGAUGGGAUCCCCAACACACAGGAUAACUGUGUGUUGGUGCCUAAUGUGGACCAAAGGAACAUUGACGAGGACGACUUUGGCGAUGCUUGUGACAACUGCAGGGCCGUCAAAAACAACGACCAAAAGGACACCGAUGUGGACAAAUUUGGUGAUGAAUGUGAUGAAGACAUUGAUGGUGAUGGGAUCCCCAAUCACCUGGAUAACUGCAAAAGGGUGCCCAACACUGACCAGAUAGAUCGUGAUGGAGACAAAGUGGGAGACGCCUGUGACAGCUGUCCGUAUGUUCCAAACCCUGAGCAGACGGACGUGGACAACGACUUGAUUGGAGACCCCUGUGACACUAACAAGGACAGUGACGGUGACGGUCACCAGGACUCUCGAGACAACUGUCCAGCCGUCAUAAACAGCUCCCAACUGGACACAGACAAGGACGGUAAGGGAGACGAGUGCGACGAUGACGACGAUAAUGACGGCAUUCCAGACCUGCUGCCACCUGGACCUGAUAACUGCCGUCUGAUCCCCAACCCCUUGCAGGAGGACUCUGAUGGCAAUGGUGUGGGUGAUAUAUGUGAGAUAGAUUUUGACAACGACACCAUCGUGGACACCAUUGAUGUUUGUCCCGAAAACGCCGAGGUCACCCUCACUGACUUCAGGGAGUACCAGACUGUUGUUUUAGACCCAGAGGGAGACGCACAGAUAGACCCCAACUGGGUGGUGCUGAACCAGGGAAGAGAGAUUGUGCAGACCAUGAACAGUGAUCCUGGCCUAGCUGUUGGUUACACUGCUUUCAGCGGAGUGGAUUUUGAAGGGACGUUUCAUGUGAAUACGGUAACAGAUGACGACUACGCAGGAUUUAUCUUCGGGUACCAGGACAGCUCCAGUUUCUACGUGGUCAUGUGGAAGCAGGUGGAACAGAUCUACUGGCAGGCAAACCCUUUCAGAGCUGUGGCAGAGCCGGGCAUACAGCUCAAGGCCGUCAAGUCCAACACAGGUCCAGGUGAGAACCUGAGGAACGCUCUGUGGCACACGGGAGACACGAGUGACCAGGUCAAACUCCUCUGGAAGGACUCGCGCAAUGUUGGCUGGAAGGACAAGACUUCUUAUCGCUGGUUCCUCCAACACCGACCCGCUGAUGGAUACAUCAGAGUUCGUUUUUACGAGGGUCCACAGAUGGUGGCGGACACUGGAGUCAUCAUAGACACCACAAUGAGAGGAGGUCGACUAGGAGUCUUCUGCUUCUCCCAGGAGAACAUCAUCUGGGCCAACCUGCGUUACCGCUGUAAUGACACUAUUCCUGAGGACUUUGACACCUACAGAGCCUGGCAGGUCCAGAUAGCUAUCUGAUGACAUCAACCAAGCUUAGGGGAUUCUGGGAAAGAUAUCCACACACUGGGAUCAGAAAUGUCACCAA
Labrus bergylta (ballan wrasse) is the source of this 2314-nucleotide messenger RNA. It is a transcript of the gene comp, whose product is annotated as cartilage oligomeric matrix protein. Gene Ontology annotation, biological process: cell adhesion. Gene Ontology annotation, molecular function: calcium ion binding. Lineage: Eukaryota; Metazoa; Chordata; Actinopteri; Labriformes; Labridae. Gene Ontology annotation, cellular component: extracellular region. The record is from RefSeq and is a predicted model, not a curated record.